AUGGCGAUGUUGUCUUUACUUAUUUAUCCAUUUUCUUCGAAUCAAGAGAAUCAAACGAUGGCCACCUCGUAUGAAAAUCCACCUCGCGCUACACAGUAUCAAUCAACAAAACGGUUUGAUAAUCUUCAAGCCGAUGUGAAUCAGGUCGUUGAUGUUAUGAAAGAUAAUCUUGAUAAAGUCCUCGAACGUGAUGCAAAAUUAACCACGCUUGAAAAUCGAGCUGACGCUUUACAAACUGGUGCAUCGCAAUUUACAACCAAUGCUAGUAAAUUAAAGCGUAAAUACUGGUGGAAAAAUCUCAAAAUGUGGAUUAUUCUGAUCAUUGUUAUUAUUGUGUUGAUCAUCGUGAUUGUUGUCGCUAUUACACAAUCCGUUAAAAGCAACAAAGGUUAA
Adineta ricciae is the source of this 393-nucleotide messenger RNA. Lineage: Eukaryota; Metazoa; Rotifera; Eurotatoria; Adinetida; Adinetidae. The record is from the annotation of a GenBank genome assembly.